Puntigrus tetrazona (Sumatra barb) is the source of this 3264-nucleotide messenger RNA. RefSeq names its product deoxynucleotidyltransferase, terminal, interacting protein 2 (gene dnttip2). Gene Ontology annotation, biological process: RNA processing. The transcript is spliced from 7 exons. Lineage: Eukaryota; Metazoa; Chordata; Actinopteri; Cypriniformes; Cyprinidae. Gene Ontology annotation, cellular component: nucleolus. The record is from RefSeq and is a predicted model, not a curated record. The coding region runs from base 41 to 3250 and encodes 1069 amino acids. Gene Ontology annotation, molecular function: RNA binding.
ACGCAAGCGGAAGUACGUCUAGCAUCAUCAUAGUGGCAAGAUGGUGGCCACCAGAAGAGGAACACGCGUGGGCUCCCCGGUGAAAAAUACUAGUGAAGAAAAUUCUGGAGACACGCAGCCUACUCCUUCGACCAGAAGAACACAACGCAGAACUCUAAUGGAGGAAAAUCAGUCCAACUCCGAACUUGCAGAUGCAUCCCAGACAGAUGAGCUGAAGUAUGACAGUACUGCCUCUUCCUCAGUAGCUAGUCCGCCCAAGCGAGGAACUAGAAGAUCCACACGUCUCCUUGCUGACAAAAAGGAACCACACUCUACCAAUGAAGCUGAUGUGUCUGAGUCAGAGUCCAGCUGCUCUGUAGUUUCUGAUAUGCAGGCGACACCCAGAACCCGACGGAGGACUGCAGUCAGGGAGAAGCCAACUGUGCAGGAUGAGGCAUCCGAAGUUGAAUCCUGCUCUUCGGAGGUGUCUACAACCCGUUCUCACAGAGUUCUGCGCAGCCUGAGGAAGCGUGUUCUGGCUUCAGCGGCUAUAAAAGAUGCCAUAAUGGAUGACGAUGGUGAUCCCUCAGGGCCUGAAUCCUGCAGUUCUGCUGUAUCCCUCACUACAGCUAUGGACACUCGUCGGAUAACAAGGAGCCAUAGGAAGACUGCUGUUCCUUCCACAGAAGCAGAUUCAUCUGAACCAGAGUCAUGCUCCUCUAGCGUUUCUGGCCUUCGUGGCUCUGCAGUCCGCAGAUCUUCUCGAAACCAGAAGGUCAAAAGCACCAAGCCCAUCCCUUUAAGCUUCGAGGAAACCACAGACACCCCUUCUUCUCCAGUGUCCAAGAAGAGAGGCUGUAGGCGCAAAACUGUUUACAAUGAGGAAAAUGAUUCGGAUGGAUGCAAGUCUGGUCCCAGCAUGAGUCCAUGGAGAUCCACAAGGCAUCAACCCAAACUUGGUGAGUCAGAUUCAGAAUUGGUAGCUACAGAUGUCUGCAAAUCUCUGAGUAGCCAAAGCCCUCAAAGAGGAAGGGGGACUCCUUGUAGUAGCCGAACUGGGUCUGCUAGUAGUACCCGUGCAGUUCCUGUAACUAGGGCAAGAAGUAAAGCUAAAGCUGAUGUAGGUGACACCAUUACAACUGCUGCUGCCAUGACUGAGGAUUUGGGUGAGGAGCUUGAACCUCAUCCUGAAAGUAUUCCAGUAUUUGAUGGAGAUAAAGCUGACGACACAGUAGAAAUACUGGAUAGCACUUUGGUCAUGGACACCAGUGAAGCUCAAGAGUGUACCAUUAUUGAGGAGAGCACUGAAGAUACCACUGUAGUUCUUAAUCAGGGUGAGCCCAUCAAGAUGCAGGAAUCCCAGAGCACCAUGCAAGACGCAGAGCCGCUGGAGUACAGUGGAACUGAAACUCUGACACUUAAAGAAGAAUCUGUGGCUGCAACUUCUGGUAUGCUAAUUGAAGAGCCUGGAGAUGUUGCCAUGGAAAAUGAUGAGCCAGAGUUUGUGGAGACAAGCCAUUUUGUUGAAAAUCAAACAUGUUCUGUGCUUGUCAAGGAGGAUGUGGUAGAAGCUGUGUCAGAAGACCCUAAACCAGCUGUGGCUGAGGAGGCCAUUGAGGAUCAGCGUUGUUCUGAGCAUGUGGAGGAUACAGUAGAAGCUGUGGCAGACGAGACUGAAACAGCUGUGGUUGAGGAGGCCAUUGAGGAUCAGCGUUGUUCUGAGCCUGUGGAGGAUACAGUAGAAGCUGUGGAAGAAGAGCCUGAAACAGCUGUGGUUGAGGAGGCCAUUGAGGAUCAGCGUUGUUCUGAGCCUGUGGAGGAUACAGUAGAAGCUGUGGAAGAAGAGCCUGAAACAGCUGUGGUUGAGGAGGCCAUUGAGGAUCAGCGUUGUUCUGAGCCUGUGGAGGAUACAGUAGAAGCUGUGGAAGAAGAGCCUGAAACAGCUGUGGUUGAGGAGGCCAUUGAGGAUCAGCGUUGUUCUGAGCCUGUGGAGGAUACAGUAGAAGCUGUGGAAGAAGAGCCUGAAACAGCUGUGGUUGAGGAGGCCAUUGAGGCGCAAAUUUUUACUGAGCCUGUUGAGGAUGUGGUAGAAACCACUCCAGAAGAUCCUGUACCAACUGUGGUUGAGGAGCAUGAGAACAAGCUUAAGUGUGAAAAGCAAGGUGUAAUUGUUUAUGAGGAAGCUAAUGACACCAUUAAGACAACUGAAAAUAAUUUUAUAAUGUUGAAUGACCUUGAAGGCCCUUCUACAAGCUCACGUAAUGAACUAAAUUUGAUGACCACAGAAGAAAUAUCUAAGAAAUGCUCACCUCAGAAAAAAAUGAUCAGUUUACUCGAUAGCAGUGAGGAUGAAGACAGUGCUGAUGAAGGUCUGACUUCAGAGGAAGAAGGUUGUUCACAGAAAGCUGAAGAUGUGGAGAUGUGUAGUCAAGACAAUGUGAUGUUCGCUGAAGGAAAGGCAUCAAAAAAAACAGAGGCACCUGGCAAUGGACUGUUUGUCAUAGACAAUAAACCUGGACAACAGUCUAAAAAACAGUAUUAUGUUGCUGCCAAGCAAACCGAGGAACAGGACGAGGAGGAUUUUGUUGAUGAGGAAGGAGAUGAUGAUGAUGAUGAAGAUUCAAGAGUCCUGUUCACUUCCAGAAAGCCUCUGAUGCAGUUAUCCAGUGCCAUUGACACAGGUCUGAAAAUGAAGGAACUUGGUGGUUUGUAUAUCAGUUUUGAUGGCAACAAGCCAAAGAGUCAUUCCAACAGUUUGAAAUCCCUGAAGGACCCGAACAAUCCCGAUGAGUUGCUGAAGAAGAGUGUUAUCGUGCCAGAAUUUGAGAAAAAAGAUGCCGUGCCGCCCUACAGUGAAUCAAAACAUGCAGCUAAACUCAAGCGCAAGGCGGAAAGAGAAAAGACAACCGGUGAUGGCUGGUUCAACAUGAGAGCUCCUGAAUUAACAGAAGAGCUCAAAAAUGACUUGAAGGUACUCAAGAUGCGCUCAGCUUUGGACCCAAAGCGCUUCUACAAAAAGAAUGACAGAGAAGGACCUCCCAAGUACUUUCAGGUUGGCACGGUGGUUGACAACCCGGUAGACUUUUAUAGUUCAAGAAUCCCUAAGAAACAAAGGAAAAGGACCAUGGUGGAGGAGCUGCUUGCAGAUGCAGAGUUUAGAAGCUAUAACAAAAAGAAAUAUCAAGAGAUCAUGGCAGAAAAAGCAGCACAGGCUGCUGGCAAGAUGAACAAAAAGAAGCACAAGUUCCAUAAAAAGAAAAUGAAUAAAUAAUUUCAUAAGGCAAA